This is a messenger RNA of Globicephala melas (long-finned pilot whale), 2760 nucleotides long. RefSeq names its product chloride intracellular channel 5 (gene CLIC5). NCBI's taxonomy places the organism in Eukaryota, Metazoa, Chordata, Mammalia, Artiodactyla, Delphinidae. The record is from RefSeq and is a predicted model, not a curated record.
GCCGCCGCUUCUCUGCAGCACGCGGACCCGGCGCGCGCGGAACCCGGCGCUCCUGGGUCUUGGGAGCGACGGAGACCUGAAGGCGCAGGAGCCAGACCGAGCUCUUCCUGAGGCGCCUGCGCACUAACGGGCGCCCCUGUUAACAGCCCCUUCCUCCCUGAGAUUCGCGCUACCCGAGGCGCUCCGAGGGUGCUCGGCUGCCCCGCGCGCGACUGCGGAACAGUUUUACAGCUCGUGGGGACUCAGCGGGCGACGGAGUGUGACACAUGUCCUCGGAUUGGACACCUCAGCCGCCGUCGAUGUAACUCCCUUUCCGAUUGGUUGGAUUCAGAAUCUCUUCAUUCUGAGCUCUGAAACCAAUGCAGCUUAGCUGUGGGAGAAGGAUUGGAAACUAACACUGAACACGCCUGUCUAAUCUGUCAGGCUCUGAGGCUUCACACGUAUCUUUUUCAUUUAAACUUUCCAACAACACUUUGAGGAAGGUGUUAUUUACAUUUUUGCAAAUAAGGAAACCAAGCCUCAGAAAAGGCUUCUAGGACCUUUAGGACUUUUCCCAGAUUGUAUAAAGUAGACAGCACCGAGGUGGACCAACUAUUGUAAUGACGAGUCAAGAUAUGGACGACUGUUCACAAUUUGAAAAUUAGAGUGACUCAGUUCUACAAUGUUUGAAAAACCCUGUGUAAACUGACCAAACUGAGUCUUUGUACAUGCAAAACAGAAGACUAGACUUUGGCCCCACAGUUAUCCAAGACAAUGGGCAGGGCUGCUGUAGUCCCAGUUGGAUCCUUUCUGUGGAAUAGCUAAUUUGUAAAUUUCCUCCAUUGUACAUGCAGACCUACUCAGGUCUGCCUGCAAAAGGAUCCACCAAAUCAACAAGCAUGAAUGAUGAAGACGGCAGCACCAUCUAUGACAGAAUCCAAAAAGAGAGGACAUAUGAGGAUUCAGACCAGCCAGCAGAAGACAAAGGUCCCCUUUACAAUGAUGUCCAUGAAGACUUGAAGGCAGAAGCCAAUUUAUAUGCCACUGAGUUGGAAACCCAUGGGUACGACUCUGUGGCCAUUUAUGCUGUUGUUGGUCAGGAGAGCACCUCAGCCUCUUUUCAACGAGAAACAGGAGAAUACCUCCUGCCUGAAAAAGUAUACCCUGAGGCUCAGCAUCCUCAACCUGGGGAGCCCCAGGAGAAUGGAAGUGAGAUGGAAGCAGAUCCGACUCCUCCUUCCAGCUUCACCAUCCAGCACAGCAGAGCCUUCUCCACCAGCGAGGACUCCCCUACCUGCUAUUCUGCUGAUGAUGUUUCAGAAGAAAACGAAUCAGGUUCCACUAACCCUGAGGUUAACCUCUUUGUGAAGGCUGGAAUCGAUGGGGAAAGCAUUGGCAACUGUCCCUUCUCCCAGCGCCUCUUUAUGAUCCUCUGGCUGAAAGGAGUUGUGUUCAAUGUCACCACUGUGGAUCUGAAAAGAAAGCCAGCUGACCUGCACAACCUCGCCCCUGGCACCCAUCCGCCCUUCCUGACCUUCAACGGAGACGUGAAGACGGACGUCAAUAAGAUCGAGGAGUUCCUGGAGGAGACUUUGACCCCCGAGAAGUACCCCAAAUUGGCUGCGAAGCACCGGGAAUCCAACACAGCGGGCAUCGACAUCUUCUCCAAGUUCUCCGCCUACAUCAAAAACACAAAGCAGCAGAACAACGCUGCCCUUGAGCGAGGCCUGACCAAGGCACUGAAGAAACUGGAUGACUACCUGAGCACCCCUCUGCCGGAGGAGAUCGACUCCAGCACUUGCGGGGACGAUGACAAGGGCUCCCGGCGCAAGUUCCUGGAUGGAGACGAGCUGACCCUGGCCGACUGCAACCUGCUGCCCAAGCUCCAUGUGGUCAAGACUGUGGCCAAGAAAUACCGCAACUACGAUUUCCCGGCUGAGAUGACGGGCUUGUGGCGGUACCUUAAGAACGCCUAUGCCCGGGACGAGUUCACCAACACCUGCGCGGCCGACAGUGAGAUUGAGUUGGCCUAUGCGGAUGUGGCCAAGCGCCUCAGCCGAUCCUGAACUUGGCCGUCUUGCCCCAUCACUGCUGCAGAAAGACUCACCAUCUCCCCAAGGACUCCAGCUUCACGGACUCCUUUUCCACGGCACCUCCAGAAACUUCUGUUUUUAUCAGGCCGCAUCUUGCUGGCAUCACUGGAACCCCAGCCUGCUGUCUUUGAUGAAGGUCGGCACCACCCCCAUCUGAUCAGGCAGGAACCUGCAAGCAGAAAUGAGAGGAACCGUCAAGCUCUCAGCCUUUCGGGCCUGGGCUGGGUUCAGUGUAUCUGGGGUCAGUGCGGGAGAACGAACCCGUCUGUGGGAUUGCCACUGGCCCCUUUUGCCAAUAUCAAAAUAUCUCCUAGGCUGUGUUAGACACGUGCAACACCCUGUCCUCGUCCACUCACCUCUUUGUCAGUAACUCCAAGGCCAAGGCCAAACGCCAUCUUAGUUCUCAUUAGAAAGAGAUGCAGCGCUUUUUAGGGGGAGACAGAGAGUGAAUGGAAAGAAUGGAGCAGGUGUCCAUUUGGGCAUCCGGCAGACACACCUCCAGUCACUCACCACUUUCUGGCACUCCUGUCCCUUCGGGCACUGAAGGCCAGAUUGGAAAACUAUUUCAGACACAGUCUCAGUUUGCUGCAGUGCCAGGCGCAGUCUGAUGCUAUCAGGUACCUGGCUUGAUGCUGAUCUCCAUUUUUAUCUGUCCAGGCCUUGCCAGGAAGGGCAAUUGGCAUGUAAU